This is a messenger RNA of Dinoponera quadriceps, 798 nucleotides long. RefSeq lists its product as uncharacterized. NCBI's taxonomy places the organism in Eukaryota, Metazoa, Arthropoda, Insecta, Hymenoptera, Formicidae. The record is from RefSeq and is a predicted model, not a curated record. The transcript has 2 exons. The coding region runs from base 46 to 651 and encodes 201 amino acids. Gene Ontology annotation, cellular component: nucleus; transcription regulator complex. Gene Ontology annotation, biological process: regulation of transcription by RNA polymerase II.
GAAAAAGAAAAUCUUUAAAAAGGUGUAUUAAAUCUGAUUAAAAUUAUGAGUGAACAUAAUUAUUAUCAAAAUAAUAAAUCAUCUCACAAUAGUGAAAAUGAUAAUGAGUUUCUUGACGAAAGUAUUAAUGAUGAUGACUUUGACAUGGUUUUAUUAACUCUUAUAAAACAAUACCCAUAUAUAUAUGAUCCAAACAAAUUAAAUCAAGAAAAAAUUAAUUUAGCUUGGAAUAAUAUAUCUGUAGAAAUGAAUGAAAAAGUUGAACAGUGUCAAGAUCGUUACAGAAGAUUAAGACAAUAUUUCUCUAAAGAACGUAAUCGAAGAGAAUUUGUUGCUGCAGGAACUAAGAGAGAUACAAAAGGAUGGGCUUUAUAUGAUUGUGCUUCGUUUCUGAACCCUUUUAUAAUGAAAACAAAACCAAAACUUGAUAUUUUAAUUGCACAGACCAUUCAAAAAAUUGGAUCUACUUUAAACACAGUAGCAGAAAGACUGCAUGAAACAUCUACUCUGCCUGACAAUUUAUUUGACACAAAUUAUUUGGUUGGACGUAUUGUUGUAGCACAGUUAAAUAAAAUGAGUCCAAAGUCAGCGAAUAAGAAAAGAAAGCGAAUAGUCAAGUGUCUGUAUAGCAGUGAUAGCGACAGUAAUUAAAUUAAGCAUUUUUUAACUUAAGUAAAUUUAACACUGUGUGUAUAAAUUUGUUCUAUUGCAAUAACGAUAAUAAAUAAAAAUUAUUACAAAUUAAAAAUAAAUAAUAUGAUUUUUAUUUAUAUUUAAUAUAUUACUAUCUUCCAACAA